Messenger RNA from Malurus melanocephalus (red-backed fairy wren), 4846 nucleotides. It is a transcript of the gene GALNS, whose product is annotated as galactosamine (N-acetyl)-6-sulfatase. The transcript has 14 exons. Lineage: Eukaryota; Metazoa; Chordata; Aves; Passeriformes; Maluridae. Gene Ontology annotation, molecular function: arylsulfatase activity; N-acetylgalactosamine-6-sulfatase activity. The coding region runs from base 28 to 1575 and encodes 515 amino acids. The record is from RefSeq and is a predicted model, not a curated record.
GUCACGUGAGGCGCGGGCCCGGUUGCCAUGGCGAGCGCGGCGCUGAGGCCGCUGUGCCUCUGCUGGCUCCUGGGCCCCGCCGCCGCCGCCACCCCAAACAUCCUCCUCCUCCUCAUGGACGACAUGGGCUGGGGGGAUUUGGGAGUUUUCGGAGAGCCUUCUAAGGAAACUCCUAACCUAGACCAGAUGGCUGCAGAAGGGAUGCUUUUCCUGGAUUUCUACACUGCCAACCCCCUCUGCUCUCCCUCAAGGGCAGCACUGCUGACGGGCCGGCUCCCGGUCAGGAAUGGYUUUUACACCACAAAUGGACACGCCAGGAACGCGUACACUCCACAGGAUAUAGUAGGAGGAAUCCCAGAUUCUGAAUUACUGCUUCCAGAGCUCCUGAAGAAAGCUGGUUACAUCAAUAAGAUCAUUGGCAAAUGGCACUUGGGGCACCGGCCCCAGUUCCACCCCCUGAAGCACGGCUUUGAUGAGUGGUUUGGAUCCCCAAACUGCCAUUUUGGGCCCUAUGAUAACACAGAGCGCCCCAACAUCCCUGUGUACAGGGACUGGGAGAUGAUUGGCAGAUACUAUGAAGAUUUCAAAAUUGAUCUGAAGACAGGUGAAGCCAACUUGACUCAGCUCUACCUGCAGGAAGCUCUGGAUUUUAUUAGCAAGCAGCAGGCCAGCCAGCAACCAUUCUUCUUAUACUGGGCAAUUGAUGCCACCCACGCUCCUGUUUAUGCCUCCAAACAGUUCCUGGGCACGAGUCAGAGAGGGCUGUAUGGGGAUGCUGUGAGRGAAAUCGAUGACAGCAUUGGGAAGAUCCUGAAGCACCUGCAGCAGCUGGGCAUCAGCCAGAACACCUUUGUGUUUUUCACCUCUGAUAACGGGGCUGCCCUCAUUUCAGCUCCCAAACAAGGAGGAAGCAAUGGKCCUUUCCUGUGUGGCAAACAAACCACCUUCGAGGGUGGCAUGAGGGAGCCAGCCAUUGCCUGGUGGCCCGGCCACAUCCCUGCAGGAGGGGUCAGCCAUCAGCUGGGCAGUGUGAUGGAUCUGUUCACCACCAGCCUCUCCCUGGCGGGUCUGCAGCCUCCCAGUGACAGACAGAUUGAUGGCAUCGACCUUUUACCUGUCAUCCUGCAGGGCAAGCUAAUUGACAGGCCUAUUUUCUACUAUCGUGGCAACGAGCUGAUGGCAGUGAGAGCUGGGCUUUACAAAGCUCACUACUGGACMUGGAGCAACUCCUGGGAGGAGCACAGCAAGGGCAUUGAUUUUUGUCCUGGCCAGAAUGUGUCUGGAGUGACAACACACACCCAGGAGGAGCACACGUACCUGCCCCUGCUGUUCCACCUGGGCAGGGAYCCUGGAGAGAAAUACCCUUUAAGUUUUGCCAGUGAGGAAUACCAGCGAGCCAUGGGGACAAUCUCAGCACUGCUGCAGCAGCACAAGGACACCCUGGUGCCAGGCCAGCCCCAGCUGAACGUGUGUGACCGGGCAGUCAUGAACUGGUCCCCUCCAGGCUGUGAGAAGCUUGGGAAGUGCCUGAAAGCUCCAGAGUCUGCUCCUCAGAAAUGCUCUUGGCCUCACUGAGACCCUCCAGAGGUACCCAGAGAGCCCAGAACAGCCCAGGACAUCCCAUUUGCAAAGCGUGUGUGCUCCCGUUGGCACUCCUGUUUACACAGGAAGGGUGUGAUGUGUGCAUGAUAUCAUCCCUUGCUCUUCCAAAAGGGCCAGUGUUUAUAUUGCUCGUGCUCAGGGUUUAGCCUCUACUCCUCUCUUCUUCCAGUUGUUUCCCUAAAUGGUAACUCCAGUGGGGAUUGUUUCAGCUCUGAAAGCUCUGGGCACAGCUCUUGGGUCACUUCUGCUCCUUCCCCCCAUCCUUCUCACUCGGGUGCCCCAAAAGGAGCCAUGGGACAGCUCAGGAAACUCAGAGCUGCCAGAGAGCCCUGCCCAAACUGCCCAUGUUUUGUUUGCCUGUAACUUGUUGUUUUAACAUUUGCUUUCCAUUGUGAACUCUGGACAUCAACUUGUUUUUGCUUUCUCCCUAAAUUGGUGAGCUCUGGGUGCAAACAGGGGAUCCCUCCUGUUCCCAAGGGGUUGGAUCUGGGGAGAGCACCCUGACCUCAUUCUGUGUGUAGCUGUGAACAUUCCCUGGGUUGUGGUUUAGGGUUCAGUAUUAGAUCAGUGUUACAGCCCCUGCCUGUGCCUGGAAAAGGCCAGAGUGCCAGGACAAGGGGCAAUGGAUUCCCACUGCCAGAGGGCAGGRUUAGAUGGGAYAGUGGGAAGGAAUUGUUCCUUGUAGGACUGGUGAGGCCCUGGCACAGGGUGCCCAGAGAAGCUGUGGCUGCCCCUGGAUCCCUGGCAGUGCCCAAGGCCAGGCUGGACAGGGCUUUGAGCACCCUGGGAACAGUGGAAGAUGUCAGAGUUGGAACUGGGUGAUUUUUAAGGUCCCUUCCAACCCAAACCAUUGCAGUAUUCUGUUGCCUCAUUGUUGGUGUGCAGGAGGCUCGUGAGGAGCUGGAGAUCAGGUCUUCAUGGCGGGGGUUUCUUUAAUUUCCAAAAGUCUGAAGCUGUUCCCAGUCACGUUUCCCAUCUCAUGCUCUGGGCCCAGCCCAGGGCAGGCUCAGAAAUGCCCCUUUACAUCAGCCCUUAACUCCUGACCCUGUUUGCAGCACAGCUCUCUGAGGAAUUCUCCUGGUGCAAACUCUCCCCAGCCUGGGCGUAGCUGUCCUUUAGCCAGAGUUCCUGGGGAGCACAGAGCCUUUGCUCUGUUCACAGGGCAGAUUCCUGCUCUGCUUGGAGCCUGCUCCACACCCUUCCCUGUCUGAUAAACCUGUCCUGAGCAAAGCCAGGGCUGCAGCUGGAAGGAGCCCUGGGCCUGUUUGGGUUCAGACUGAAAGGGGAAUUCAUGUCAGAUAUGGGGAAGGGAUUCCUCCCUGUGAGGGUGGGGAGGCCCUGGCACAGAGAAGCUGUGGSUGCCCCUGGAUCCCUGGGCAGAGCCUGGAGCACCCUGGAACAGUGGAAGGUGUCCCUGCCRUGRCWGGGGUGGCACUGGUUAAUCUUUCAGGUCCCUUCCCACCCAAACCAUSCCAUGAUUCCCCAUUAGCCCCAAGAGCGACCCUUGCACCCCUGCAGUGUUUCCCACAGCCCACACGCCCUGUCUGUGCUGCCUUAGGUCAAUCCAGGUGCUCUGUACCUGCAAACAGCUCAGCUUCCUCCCCAAGCAAAGCUUGGAGCUGCUGGAGAGCUCUGCUUCGGUGCCAGCAGUGCUCCCACCUGCUCUGAGCUCUGAGCUGCUGUUCCUGCCCUCCCUGUAAUCCCAAACACUCCCAUUCUCCCCAUUCCCACGGUUCAUGCUACCUGUACUCCCUCCCUUCCUGGUGAUUCCCAGCGUGUCUCACAGGCUGGAGAAUCCCAUGGGAUUGGAGCAAGGACAGCACUGAGUCAGCUCUGUUUCCCCUCCCAAAAUCCCAGCCAGCAUUUCACAGAUCCCUGCACAUCUGCAAGUGGCAUUUGUUUACAGCCCACAUUUCUUCGCUGCUUUAGGAUGUUCCCAGUUGUCCUUUGAGUGUGUCCUGGCACUUCCAGCUCAUCCAUAGCAUUGCUCCUUGUUUGGACACAGCUCCAGGCUCGGGAGAUGGGGCUGGCACUCCCUUGGAGGGGAGGGGAGGGCUGGGAGCAGCUCUGGGUGGGUCAGCACAGGACACCAGAUAAAACCAGUAACUCCCCAUGUGCUGGGGCUGCUCUGCCUCUGCUUUAGUGCUUCUCCAUGUCCAGAGAAGGGAAUGGAGCUGGGGAAGGGUCUGGAACCCCAGGAGAGGCUGAGGGAGCUUGGAAAGGGACUCAGGGGGGACCUUGUGGCUUUGCACAACUCCUGACAGGAGGGGGUCGGGCUCUGUUCCCAGAGAACAGGGACAGGAGGAGAAUUGUGCCAGGGGAGGUUUAAAUUGAGUAUUAGGGAGUUUUCCUCAUGGAAAGGGUGGUGGUGGAAGCCCCAUCCCUGGAAGUGUUGAAAACCAUGAGGGUGUGGCAUCGAGGGCAUGGUAGAGGUGACCAUGGUGGUGGCACUAAGCUGAGGGUUGAACUCGAUGAUCUCAAAGGUCUUUUCCAACCUUAAUGACUUUGAUUCCACAAUUGUGUGACCCAGAGCUGUCAGAGGAGCUGAUUUUGUGUUCACUGCAAAAAUCCCACCAGAGGAGGGAGUCCAGGCUGCAGCUGCCUGGAAAUCCUGUCAGCCCUCAAACCCAGUGAGGCACCGACACUUUGUGGGGUUUUGUGCUGCUGAGGAAGAGUUCCCACAGGAUCAGAGCUGAGCCCUGCCCAGCCCUGGGAGUGCUCUGGUUAUCUCCUCCUGUCCCCUGCCUGCUGCUUUCUCCUUUUCUCCUUUUCUCCUUUUCUCCUUUUCUCCUUUUCUCCUUUUCUCCUUUUCUCCUUUUCUCCUUUUCUCCUUUUCUCCUUCACAGCUGUGUUUUGGAAGCUGCUUUGCCCCCGGAAUCUGCUUGGGACAAACCACCCUGCCCUGAGCAGCCCCGGGGUUUUGUCACCCUCCCAGCACAGCAAACCCUCCUUUCUCCCUGCAAUAAUCUCAGGACACAGAUCCUGGAGGUCAGCUUGGCACUGGGAAACGAGUUCAUGGAGUGUCUGUUUAGAAUAAAAGGACACGGAGCAGAUAAUAAAUAAUCAGGGUUUAAUGUGACAAAGCUUCUGCUAGAAAUUUAAAUUAGAAGAGUAGUUUUACAGGUGGGAAAUAGGAGGAGUUUUAAAUCAAUGUCUGUCCUAAAAAUGUACAGAUUUCAAAGUUGUGAGGUGAAGAACUAAUGAAGAAAAAUAAAAUAAUUUCUCAGAAAAAUGCAGUCUGUGG